AAACUGAGGCUGGCUCGCCAGCGCGUCCCAGCCCUUGUUUGAAGCGUCUCAAGUUGUAGCUCCUCAUUCUGCCCCUCCUCCUCUCUCCCUUCAGUCAAGCUCCUGCAACAAGCUCAGGAAUCGUCUCGCUUCAUCGCCACGGACCAUGGUGGUGAUUGGUACUCCAAGCGGAUUGUGGGGCCAAUUUUCCAGCCUCUUCUACCUCUUGGCCGGCCUCUACUCGGACCUCCUACUCGUCCGCUUCUACCUCUCCCUCGGGUACGUCCUCCUCAUCGUGAACGGGCUGCUCGGCUUCCCGCUCUGGGGCGACUACGUCUCUGACCCGCAGUUCAUCGCCAUCGACACCGUCAUCUGGAGUGUCGUCGGGCUGUACGUGCACUUCUCCUCCUUCCUGCAGCUGCUGUACGACGAGCGGUCUGUGCCGCUCGCGGAGACGGAGGACGAGCUGUGGCGCUUCUUCUUCCGCCACGGAGGCAUCACGCGCGUCCUCUUUGCGAGGUACGUCCUCAGGCCGGGCGAGAUCCGAACCUUCUCGCCCGGCACGCUGAUCAACGACCCGACGCAGAGCGAGCGGCUCCACCUCAUCAUCCGGGGGCACGUCCGCGCGCACAUCGAGUACGAGCAGGGCCACCGCACCUUCGACUUCUACUCGGGCGACCUCUUCGAGUUCCGCUUCCUGCACCAGUUCGGCCUCCGCGUGGGCUUCCUGGACGCACAGAUGCAGGCGGUGGCAGAGUCCGACGUGCAAACCUUCUCGAUCGACGUUGUAGGCGAGCUCAACCGCAGCUCCUUCCUCCCGUCCGUCCGCCAAGCCUGGCAGGCUGUCCUGGCCUCGGUCCUCGCCCGGCAGGCCCCCACCUCGACGCGCCAGUCACUCCGCCUCCCGAUUCGUCGACUCCGCCAUGGCCCAGCCCCAACCUCGCUCUCUGCCCUCGCACCUCUCCCCUCCCGCCGCUCAGGCGGAGCUCGCAACCUCGCCCUCGCGGACCUCGCGCGAGAGGGAGAGCGGCGCACUCGCCAGCUGGGUGCACCCCGCCUUCCAGCCGCUCGACGCGUCGGAGCUGCCGCCCGCGCACACGCCCGGCUCGGGCCGCUUUUUCGAGCGGCCGCUGCGCAACUUCGCGCUGCUGCACGUGCACACCUUCUCGCCGCCCUUCCCGUGCACAAAGCCGCUCUUCGGGCUGCGCCACUCGAGCGCCGCCAUGUCGCAGGACGCAGAGGACAUCGCGCACGUCGCGCGGACCCUUCGCGACCCGACGACCGCGAAAGAUGCGGCUGUGAGGGAGCUGUCGCAACGCGAUUCCGGGAGCGAGAGAGGCAGAGGGGAGGAGCGCGCGUCAGAACGCAGCUUGGUGUAGACGGCAGAGUAGAGACACGACUGGAGAACCACGUGCGACAGUAGGUCGUGGCGCGCUGUUUUACACUACGAAAAC
Molecule: messenger RNA, 1433 nt
Organism: Emiliania huxleyi CCMP1516
Lineage: Eukaryota; Haptophyta; Isochrysidales; Noelaerhabdaceae
Exons: 4
Coding region: 146-1402 (418 amino acids)
Source: RefSeq, a predicted model, not a curated record